This is a messenger RNA of Daucus carota subsp. sativus, 2244 nucleotides long. Its product is annotated as pentatricopeptide repeat-containing protein At4g19191, mitochondrial. Gene Ontology annotation, molecular function: RNA binding; protein binding. Gene Ontology annotation, biological process: RNA modification. The transcript has a single exon. Bases 316 to 2244 code for a protein of 642 amino acids. Gene Ontology annotation, cellular component: intracellular membrane-bounded organelle. NCBI's taxonomy places the organism in Eukaryota, Viridiplantae, Streptophyta, Magnoliopsida, Apiales, Apiaceae. The record is from RefSeq and is a predicted model, not a curated record.
UUUAAUUGAAAGAAGUAUGAAAGUUAUACACACAAGCAGAGGCAGUGAUUGCAAAUUCAACAGCUAUUUACAGCAGUGAUUGCAAAUUCAACAGCUAUUUACAGCAAAGCUUUUAAUCAGAUCAUAUAUACAUACAUAUACAAACGCGGAGAAGCGAGAGAUGAAGAUUCAAGAUUUCAAGGGUUUCGCCUUUGAGAGACAAAGAGAUUUUUGUUUUGCUCCUAGCUAGAAAUUUACUUCUUUUCCUUAUAAUUUAGGUCUUGGUUUUUGUCUUUUUUAAAGUAGGAACUAUUUUUUAAUCUCUAAUUUACGUACAUGGCGCGUAUUUCAAAUUACUCAACUGUCACUCUAUGGAACACCAAAAUAAAACAAGCUCUAAAACAGAACCAACUUCACAAACCCCUCAUUUUAUUCUCACAAAUGAAGCAACUUGGCAUUCAACCCGAUAAUCUAACCUUCCCAUUCGUAGCCAAAGCAUGUGGGGAGCUCAGGAAUCUAAAUAACUCAGAAAUCAUUCAUACCCAUGUUGUCAAAUCACCAUAUCGUUCAGACAAAUAUGUGCAAACAUCUUUACUAGAUAUGUAUGUGAAAUGUUGUAGUAUCGAUUGUGCUUACAAGCUGUUUGAUGAAAUGUCUGAGAGAGAUGUUGCUUCUUGGAAUGUCAUGCUUUCGGGGUUUUGUCAAAUGGGGUUUUGGAGUAGAGUUGUGGGUUUGUUUAGUGAGAUGAGAUUGGGGGGUGUUGAGGCGGAUUCGAUUACGAUUAUUGGGUUGGUGCAGUUGGGGUGUUUGGUGAGGGAUGUGAGGUUUGUGAGUAGUGUGCAUUGUUUGGGGAUGGUAGUGGGGGUUGAGGUGGAUGUUAAGAUUGGUAAUACUUUGAUUGCUUCGUAUGCAAAGUGUGGUGAUUGGGAUUCUGCGGAGAAGGUUUUUGAUGGAAUUGGAUUUGAUUGUUUGACUGUUGUGUCGUGGAAUUCUUUGAUUGCGGGGUGUGCUUAUGUUGGGAAAUCAGUUGAGUCGAUUGGAUUGUAUAGGAUGAUGCUUAGUCAUGGAUAUCGGCCUGAUGGUGGUACUAUCCUUAAUCUGCUUACGUUGUGUGAUCAAGAUGGAGCACUAAAUUGUGGCAAGAGUAUACAUUCACACGGGAUCAAAGUGGGUUGUAAUAAAGACAUGUCUGUGCUUAAUACUCUAAUAUCUAUGUAUUCAAAGACCGGAGAUGUUCGUUCUGCUAGAAAUAUAUUUGAUGCAAUUAAAGAAAAAACACGUGUUUCGUGGAAUGCAAUAAUUGGUUGUUAUGCGGAGAGAGGUGACUUAGAUGAGGCCAUGGCAUUGUUUCGGUCUAUGGAAGCGUCUGGUCAUAAGCCUGACUUGGUUACUGCUCUUUAUAUAAUCUCUGGUAGUGGAAAAAUAGGAGCACUUGAAACUGGAAGAUGGAUUCACAGUUAUGUUGUUUUAAAUAAGUUUCAUAGUAAUCUGGUGGUGUCUAAUGCAUUGAUAGGCAUGUAUGCAAAAUGUGGUUGCAUGACCCUCGCUAGAGAAAUCUUUAACACCAUGCACGAGAAAAGCAUCGUGUCAUGGACAACCAUUAUUAGUGGGUAUGCUUUGCAUGGAGAAUUAAAAGAAGCACUGGAUCAUUUUGAACUGAUGUUGGAGCUUGGACUAACACCAAAUCAUGUGACGUUCCUUUCUGUCCUUCAAGCUUGCAAUCAUGCAGGUAACCUUAACAAAGGCUGGGAGUAUUUUUACUUAAUGGCUAUUGUAUAUAAUUUGAGCCCGGAGAUAGAACAUUAUUCUUGCAUGGCUGAUCUUCUGGGCCGUAGAGGUAAGCUAAAAGAAGCAGUAGAGUUUGUUCAGAAUAUGCGUAUUAGACCUGAUGCGGGAAUAUGGGGAGCCUUGCUCAGUGCUUGCAAGAUCCACCGUAACAUAGAGAUUGGUCUAUAUGCGGCUGAACGUCUUCUUGCAAUUGAACCCCAAGUUGGAGCACCGUAUGUCGAAAUGGCUAACAUUUAUGCUUCAGUAGGAAGGUGGGAUGGAGUGUCGAAAAUGAGAACAAUGAUGAAAAACAAUCAAGUGACGAAAUAUCCUGGUCAAAGUGUUGUUCAAGUGAAUGGUAAGACUCAUACGUUUACGGUGGAAGGAAGAUGUCAUACUGCAGAUGUGCUUAUAUAUGAAACAUUAGAUGGUUUGAAUUUACAGUUGCAAGAGAAAUUUGACUCUGCAUUCAUUGAAGAGAUGGUCUUUUUACCGUAA